Messenger RNA from Periophthalmus magnuspinnatus, 2417 nucleotides. RefSeq names its product BLK proto-oncogene, Src family tyrosine kinase (gene blk). Gene Ontology annotation, molecular function: ATP binding; non-membrane spanning protein tyrosine kinase activity; signaling receptor binding. Lineage: Eukaryota; Metazoa; Chordata; Actinopteri; Gobiiformes; Gobiidae. The coding region runs from base 112 to 1557 and encodes 481 amino acids. Gene Ontology annotation, cellular component: extrinsic component of cytoplasmic side of plasma membrane. The transcript is spliced from 13 exons. Gene Ontology annotation, biological process: cell surface receptor protein tyrosine kinase signaling pathway; innate immune response; cell differentiation. The record is from RefSeq and is a predicted model, not a curated record.
UUACCAGUCCUAUUAUGUCAGCAGCAGCAUGAAUGUACUAAACCUGUCAUCCAGAAGGAGCAGAGCCUGAAAACUGACAGGCGACGUUAGGUGCCAUUUUAAUCAUCUAGAAUGGGCUGUGCUUGCAGUGGUCAGAAGGAUUACAAUUUUAACAAGAACAAACAAAAACAUCAGGCCUUGAGCUCUUCUAAUCACACAGGAAAAAAUGGAAACGCAUAUAAAAAUGAUAAUAACGAAUAUGUGGCUCAACAUGACUUUGUAGCAACCAACAACACUGAUCUAUCUUUCAAAAAGGGAGAGAAACUCAAGGUUUUACAAGAAAAUGGAGAGUGGUGGGUGGCCCGCUCACUGGUAACUGGUCAGGAAGGUUUAAUACCAUCAAAUUAUGUGGCCAGAGCAGAUACACUGUGGUUUUUCAAGGACGUGAGUCGAAGAGAAGCCGAGCGACUUCUUUUAGCUCCAGGAAACAAGCCUGGAUCAUUUCUGGUCAGAGAAAGUGAGACCUGUAAAGGUUCUUUCUCACUGACAGUCAGAGAUCUUGUUCCAGAGGAGGGAGAUGUAGUAAAACACUACAAGAUCCGUAAUCUGGACAAAGGAGGUUUCUACAUCACCCCCACAAACACCUUUGUGUCCCUGCAGGACCUGGUGAAAUACUACAACGGUAGAGCAGAUGGCUUGUGUCAGCGGCUUCUUGCUCCAUGUAAACCCAGGCCCCCACAGCUACCAUGGGCUGCAGAUGAGUGGGAGAUCCCCAGGGAGAUGUUGAAAAUGGUGAAAAAACUGGGAGCUGGUCAGUUUGGAGAAGUUUGGAUGGGCUACUAUAAGAACACACAAAAAGUGGCUAUCAAGACUCUGAAGGAGGGGACCAUGGAGCCAGAGGCCUUCCUUCAAGAGGCCAAUCUGAUGAAACAGUUACUACAUGAGCGACUGGUGCGACUUCACGCUGUGGUCACCAAGGAACCCAUCCUCAUAGUGACCGAGUUCAUGGUAAAUGGUUGUCUUCUAGAGUUCUUAAAAACCAGUGAAGGCAAGACUUUGAAGCUAACUAAAUUAAUAGACAUGUCCGCCCAGAUAGCUGAGGGCAUGGCGUAUAUUGAAAUGAAAAACUACAUCCACCGAGAUCUCCGUGCUGCCAACAUUUUGGUCAAUGAGACCCUUCACUGUAAAAUCGCAGACUUUGGACUGGCACGAAUCAUUGAGUCUGAAUAUACUGCAAAAGAAGGUGCUAAAUUUCCAAUCAAGUGGACAGCUCCAGAAGCCAUUAAUUAUGGCACAUUCAGCAUUAAGUCUGAUGUCUGGUCUUUUGGGAUCCUUCUGACAGAAAUAGUCACCUAUGGAAGAAUACCGUAUCCAGGAAUGACCAAUCCUGAGGUGGUGAAGAUGCUGGAGAAGUUCUAUCGGAUGCCAUGUCCUGAGGGCUGUCCCAACGAGCUCUAUGAGAUAAUGAUGAUGUGCUGGAAAGAGGAGGCAGUAGCAAGACCCACUUUUGAAUUUUUACAAAACACUCUCAAUGACUUCCUCAUUGCAACAGAGGGCCAGUAUGAGUUACAUCCAUAACCACUGUUGGAUGACCUUGGAUAAUGAACAAAAUAGACGUUUACUACUUCUGAAUGCACCUUGAGUGCACAAACAUCUGACACAUGACAAUCUCAAGAUGUUAUCCCUGGAAUGGAAGAGUUACAAUCAAGCACAUUUUACAAACUCCUUUAUAGGUUUCUAGGUUUCUAUUAGUUGCUAUGUUGUCAUGCCAUGUAUUUUGGUAACUUUGGGGUAAACAAACAAUAUAGAUGCUGAGCCGACUAUUUACUUUUUUGUAUGUGCACAUCAUAGGACUGUAUAAAUACAGUAUGGUGUGCACAUGCAUAUAACUCAUCUGGAGAUGCCAACAGGAAGCCCUAAAGCCUCAGAUCUUGUGGUUUGAUCCCUGGUGGGCGAAACAAUAUCUUAAAGAUAACAGUAGAAUGGCCCCACCAAGCAGGGGUUAAACCCAGCCAUUUCCUGAUUGCAAGGAAACAGGAAGUGUGCGUCAGCGUUCCUCAAAUACCACAUUUAGAGCAGGAGGCUGGAGAGUCCUAUCUGUUCUGUACAUAAAAUAUCUUCUAGUUAAUUAUGUAAAAUAAAAUAAAUUAUUGGCUAUUGGAUAAGUGGCUUUGUUGUGUUCAUUAUGUUGAUCAGGCACAGCAGCUUUUUGCCUAACAAAAACAAUAUAAGUGAUAUAUAUUCGUGUAUUUUGGAAACCCAUUUUGUUGUAUCAUCAAAACUAGGAUUUUGUUUACUGUAGGUGGAACUUGGCCUUUGCAAAACCUACUGAUGUAACCUCUGGAGAGAGCCCAGCUGAAGGGGGGAGGGGAAGUCGCUGAACCACCUUCAAGUGAAUGUGUUUGUUUCAUUUCCUUUAUCAUUUAAAGGUGCUGCCA